Populus euphratica (Euphrates poplar) is the source of this 4534-nucleotide messenger RNA. Its product is annotated as Pentatricopeptide repeat (PPR) superfamily protein. Gene Ontology annotation, molecular function: protein binding. Lineage: Eukaryota; Viridiplantae; Streptophyta; Magnoliopsida; Malpighiales; Salicaceae. The record is from RefSeq and is a predicted model, not a curated record. Bases 159 to 3386 code for a protein of 1075 amino acids. The transcript is spliced from 5 exons.
AUAACCUCGAUAGUUUAUUUUGAAAAAUAUUCCAUAUUUCGGACUGGGACCUCAAAUCCUUUCGAGGAUUCCCUGCGGACUGUGUGAGUUACCCCGAGCCCAAAAUCCUUAAUGACACAGAACAGCGUUUUCCAAAUUCAAAGGAGCAAAGAAAACUGAUGUCUUUCCCUCCUCCCUCCUCCUCCUCCUCCUCUUCUGUACAAACUCUACUCAAAAGUGGGUUCUCUCCAACUCUCAAAUCCAUCAACCAAUUUCUCCACUUUCUCUCAAAAUCCCAGAAAUACGAAUUGAUCACUCACUUUUUCUGUCAAAUUAAUCGAAACAAGAUCAAAUGCAACCCCCAAACUCAUUCAGUUUUCACCUGUGCUCUCCUCAAACUCGAAAAAUUUGAAGAAGCAGAGCAUUUUAUGAAGACCCAGAUGGAGAAAUCUUCAAAAGUUUCAGGAUUUGGCGUUUGGGAUUCUUUAAUUCGAGGUUUUAGUGUCAAUAAAAAGGACCCUGAGAAGGGUUUGUCGAUACUAAAAGAUUGCUUGAGGAAUUAUGGUAUUUUGCCUUCUUCUUUUACUUUUUGUUCACUGAUUCAUAGUUUUAGUUAUAAAAGAAAUAUGAGUGGAGCAAUUGAGGUGUUAGAGUUAAUGAAGGAUGAGAAAGUUAGAUACCCUUUUAAUAAUUUUGUUUGUAGUUCAAUCAUUUAUGGGUUUUGUAAGAUAGGAAAGCCAGAACUUGCUAUUGGGUUUUUUGAAAAUGCUGUAAAGGUUGGAGCUUUAAGGCCCAAUGUUGUGACAUAUACUACACUUGUGAGUGCACUUUGUAUGUUAGGUAGAGUUAGUGAGGUCUGUGAUUUGGUUUGUAGGAUGGAGAAGGAAGGACUGGCAUUUGAUGUUGUCUUUUAUAGCAAUUGGAUUUGUGGGUAUUUUAGGGAAGGGAUGUUAAUGGAAGCGUUACGAAAGCAUGGGGAAAUGGUGGGAAAAGGAAUAAAUCUGGAUAUGGUAAGCUAUACUGUACUCAUUGAUGGUUUUUCUAAGGGAGGGAAUGUGGAGAAGGCGGUUGGUUUUCUCGACAAGAUGAUUGAAAAUGGGUCAAGACCCAAUUUGGUUACCUAUACUUCAAUCGUGAUGGGGUUUUGCCAGAAAGGAAAAAUGGAUGAGGCGUUUGCAGCAUUUAAGAUGGUUGAAGAUAUGGGAAUGGAAGUGGAUGAGUUCGUUUAUGCUGUUUUGAUUGAAGGGUUUUGUAGGGAAGGAGACUUUGAUCGUGUUUAUCAGUUGCUUGAGGACAUGGAGCUUAAGAGGAUUAGUCCAAGCAUUGUUACUUAUAAUACUUUGAUCAAUGGGUUGUGCAAGAGUGGGAGGACAUUAGAAGCAGAUGAAGUCUCAAAAAGGAUACAAGGAGAUGUAGUUACAUACAGUACAUUGUUACAUGGGUACACAGUGGAAGAGAACAGUGCAGGGAUUUUGGAAAUUAAAAGGAGGUGGGAAGAAGCUGGAGUUUGCAUGGAUAUUGUAAUGUGUAACAUACUUAUCAAAGCACUCUUUAUGGUUGGUGCAUUUGAAGAUGUGUAUGCACUGUACAAAGGAAUGAAAGAAAUGGAUUUGGUUGCAGACUCGGUUACUUAUUGUACAUUGAUCAAUGGAUAUUGUAAAUCCAGUAGAAUUGAUGAAGCACUUGAGAUAUUUGAUGAGUUUAGGAAGAUGUUAGCUUCUUCAGUUGCAUGCUACAAUUGUAUGAUUAAUGGGCUGUGCAAGAAUGGUAUGGUGGAUCUGGCCACAGAGGUAUUCAUUGAACUCAGUGAGAAAGGUUUGACUUUUGAUGUGGGCAUAUAUAUGACUUUAAUCAAGGCAAUAGCUAAAGCAGAAAGCAUGGAGGGAGUUUUGAAUCUAAUUUAUAGAAUUGAGAAUCUGGGGUUGGACAUGUAUGACACUAUAUGCAAUGACACAAUCAGUUUUCUGUGCAAGCAGAAAUGUCCCCUGGCUGCAACUGAAGUGUGCAUGGUGCUCAGGAAGAAUCAGUUGAUUGUUACAUGUAAGUCUUACUAUUCAAUUUUGAAAGGGCUUAUUGAUGAUGGAAAAAUAUGGCUGAGUAAGCUCUUAAUAGGAAGUUUUAUGAAAGACUAUGGCAUUGCUGAACCUAAAUUAAGUAAGAUACUACUGCAUUACCUCAGUCUGAAAGACAUUAACAGUGCACUUUGUUUUCUGAGUAAGAUGAAGGAAAGUGAUUCAUCUGUCACUUUUCCUGUUUGUGCUUUAAAAGUACUAAUGAAAACUGGUAGAUUUUUGGCUGCCUAUGAACUUGUCAUGGGAGCUAAACAUAAUCUACCAGUUAUGGAUGUGGUUGAUUACUCUAUCAUUGUUGAUGGCCUUUGCAAAGGAGGGUAUCCUGUCAAGGCUUUAGAUCUCUGUGCUUUUGUUGAAAACAUGGGUGUAAUUUUUAACAUAAUAACUUAUAACUCAGUCAUAAACGGACUGUGCCGACAGGGUUGUCUUGUUGAAGCAUUUCGGCUGUUUGAUUCAUUAGAGAAAAUCAACUUGAUUCCCUCAGAAAUAACAUAUGCGACACUCGUUGACAACUUAUGUAAAGAAGGAUAUCUGGUGGAUGCCAAGAAAUUACUUGAGAGGAUGCUCCUCAAGGGCUAUAAAGGAAACACACGCAUCUAUAACUCAUUCAUUCACGGUUACUGCAAAUUUGGACAACUAGAGGAAGCCUUGAUGAUUCUGGAUCAUAUGGAGAUCAAAUACCUUGUUCCUGAUGAAUUUACUGUCAGCUCUGUGAUUUAUGGUUUUUGUCAGAAGGGUGAUAUGGAAGGGGCUCUAGGAUUUUAUUUUGAACACAAGGGGAAAGGUAUAUCCCCUGAUUUCUUGGGUUUUCUGCGUUUGAUAAGAGGUCUUUGUGCAAAGGGGAGGAUGGAAGAGGCCAGGAGCAUUUUAAGAGAAAUGCUUCAGUCACAAUCUGUUAAGGAGCUGAUAAACAGAGUCAACACAGAGGUGGAAACAGAAUCAGUAGAAAGUAUUCUUGUCUUUUUAUGUGAGCAGGGAAGUAUCAAGGAAGCAGUUACUGUACUUAAUGAAGUUAGCUCUGUAUUUUUUCCUGUUGAAAGGUGGUUUGGCCCUUUUCAUGAAUCUCAAGAACUGCUGCCACUUUCAGAGUUGAAUGGUUUUAGUAGUGUUUCAUCCAGCACUGUAACUUCUUGUGAAAUAAAUGAUUUUGAUUUGGCAUCUGUGAAUAAAGUAGAUAACAUGGUGGAGAACCCUGGUGAUUUGAAGAGGGUUUCUCAAUGUAAUUUCUUUGACUCUUAUUACUCUCUUAUCGCACCACUCUGCUUGAAAGGGGAGCUACAGGAGGCUAAUAUAUUAGCAAAGGAGAUGCUUGCUAGUUUGGAUGGAGAUUGUUAAUGGAUUACACAUUGUUUGGUUCUACCACGUUCACUGUUUCUUCCUCCUAUGCAGAACAUGUAACCUCCCUAUUACAAAUUUCAGGUUGAGUUUGGCUCCCUUCUAUCCAUUUAUGGUUUGCUUCUUCUUCUUCUUUUUUCCAUGGGUGUGGAUUUGAGUAUUUAUGUUUCUUCUCUCCCCCCGUCGUAUAUUCUGGGUUUAGUAAGCAUAAUGGACAAGCAUUUACUUUUAUAUUUUUAAAGGAAGAAACGAAUACUGGGUGCUUUUAAAAGUUGCUUCCAAGGACGUAGGUUUGUAAAUACUUUUCCACCAAAUUCCCAAGCAUGGAAUGGCGAGGCUAGGAAAUUGAAUGAAUGAAGCAGCAUAUCACUCUCUUCAGCAAUCUCAUAUUGUUUAAGGAUGUCUUGAUGGCAUUGCUUUUGGUUGAGGUGAUUCUGGGAGGCUGGACUUCAUGUUCUGGAAUGGUUUAACAGUGCUUGCAUGAGCUGAAGAUGGAUUUAAUACAGGCGUAGCAGGGAUCUUUCCUAUUUCAUUAGCCCUAUCUGUCCUAAUUGCCAUGGAGACCAUAGUGCCUGUCAAUCCAACAUUCUUGGGGUUUGAAUUUUAUCAUUUCGCAUCUUAUGAUGAAAAUCAGCAGGUUUAGGUUCUCUCUAUAACUUGCUUUCUUCUAUGGAUGUGAUGUAACCGCCUUUUUUAUGGUUUUUCUUGGUGGUGUUGCCUCUAACGUCCAUAAUUGCUAGAUAGAAUCGGAGAGUGUUCUGCUCUUACGCUUUUGAUGGUUUGUGAAAAUUGGCAGUGACACUUCAAUUUUUCUUCUGCAGAGCUAGGAUGAGUCGUAUAAAAAGAUGCAUUGCCUCGAUCAUGAGAUGUUAUUCCGAUCCACACAGCGGGGUGUCUAGCAACAAAGUUUGGAUAUUUUGGCGUCUGAGUUGGCUGCUGUCACAACAAGGUGGUGCCUUUCUGCAUGGCGUCUUCUGGCAAUGUUUCUGUGUUGGUUUUCCAGGAAUGUAAUCUUCUGCAUUCAAUAUCAGAUAUAUUCUUGUGUUCAUAGUUCCGAACCUGGCCAAAUCAGAUAAUUUAAAUUAUAGUUUAUGUGAUCAUAGUUCGGCAUUCAAUAUCAGAUAAUGUAAAUUAUAAACCGUAAUCAA